AUGAGAAAUCGCAAGAGAUCGCGAUCUGUCGGGGAAGAGAACCGCGCUGAGUGUCCUUUCACGAUUUCUUACGCGACUGGCCCUUCGGCCGCUCAGCAGGAACGUCACAAAAACAAGAAGCGGAAGCGCGAUGGUCAAGAUGACGAUAAACGGGUUCAGAUUCAAAUCUCUCCCUUCUCCCCAACGGGCAGCUUCAAAACGCACGACACCAUGGACUUGUACUACACCGUCGAACCUGGAGAACGAUGGCAAGAUAUGACGCGCUAUAAUAGCUUCGUCUUCAGCGGUGUCAAAUAUUAUAGCGAAGGAUUCGUUCAUGUCGCUAACGAGGUAACCAUUGAACAACAAAAAGCUCAAGAUGCUGGCAAAGGUAUUUACAAGAAGAGUAUUGAUGACUGGAUCGCGCGCAUCCUCGAGAUCCGUGCUUCCGAUGAGCAUCACGUUUAUGCACGUGUCUAUUGGAUGUACUGGCCCGACGAACUUCCUGCUGGGACCGUUGACGGCAAGAAGACUGUUCAAGGCCGCCAGCCGUACCAUGGCGCUAACGAACUGAUUGCUUCCAACCACAUGGAUAUUAUCAAUGUUGUCAGUGUUACAGGACCCGCUACCGUCAACCAAUGGAUUGAGUCCGAUGACGAGGAGAUCAAAGACGCGCUUUAUUGGCGUCAAGCGUACGACUGCCGUAACCCGCAACUCAGGGCUGCCGUCAGAUCAGAUUAA
This is a messenger RNA of Fusarium oxysporum Fo47, 720 nucleotides long. RefSeq lists its product as uncharacterized. The coding region runs from base 1 to 720 and encodes 239 amino acids. The transcript is spliced from 3 exons. Gene Ontology annotation, molecular function: chromatin binding. The record is from RefSeq and is a predicted model, not a curated record. Lineage: Eukaryota; Fungi; Ascomycota; Sordariomycetes; Hypocreales; Nectriaceae.